GGAGAUUCAGUCGUAGACUGGAUAGGUGGCGGAGCGGUCUAUGGUCAUGGAGUGCUGGCUGAGAGCAGUUUUGUUUCGCCUCGCAGUCCUACAGGUGUGCGUGGUGGGGGCGCUGGGUGUUGCAUUGCCCGGCGAAGUUCUCCGCUACGACAACGGGGCCUCCCGCCGCCAGGAGGAGGGGGAGCCUGGGAGGAGGGUGACGGGGGAGUGGAGUUGGGUGGACGCUGCUGGACACAAUCACCGCGUCCGCUAUAUCGCUGAUGAAUUUGGCUUCAAAGCUUUUGGAUCCGUAGAUCCUCGGAGCGAUUCAGGUGCCAACAGCGGCACCGUAAAGGAAAGUGAUCUUUUGGCACCGACAGGAAGCAGCCGAAGCCUUAAGAGAACGGACCGAAAAUUGACGGAUGUUACAACGCAAUCGCCAAGACCGAUUCUCGAGACAACGAAUUCUGCUAAUUUUGUCGUGUUGGAAGAAGCUGAUCUCAAAAAUGGAAGGCACGAUCAGGUUAGAGCAAAUUUGGUGCCCAGUGAUGAUAAGUCGAGGAAAAUUAGCGCCGUCGAACGCAUGGCUGGCAUAUCUGUCGGAGAACUUGCAAAGUUGAAAGCCAAGUCCGACGUCAAGAUGCGAAUGAAAAAAGGAGAUCCUACUGUUAAGUUGGAGCCCAGUGCCAUAGGAAAGAUGUUGCUUGGUGACGUUUCAAGAUCGUCAAAUGAUUUGUUUCAUUCCGAGUUACCAAACCCGAUAGACGGCACCGACUUCGUCCUUAUUGACAGCCUACAGCCACCAACCGUCCCAAAACAAAGAACUCCACACAUUCGAAUUAUUCCGGUCCUCGUGACCGCGAGUAAGCCCAAAGACGUGAUCUCUGGAGUUCAUACUUCGUCCAAGUCGAAGUCAUUUUCGGCGUUGGUUACUCCUAACCCUGAAGUCACCAGCGCUCCAAGAAAAAGCAUCGUGCCUCAGCCGCUCAAAGUUGAGGGAAACCUCAAUUUUGAUAACUUUUUCUCACCCAUAAACUUGGCCAAAAUGACUCCACCUCCAUUUGAAAUUGGUUCUCUAGAUGAUUAUUACUACGAUUAUGAUUAUUACGACUAUGCUGAUCUAUCAUCCAAUACAACCACGAACAGCACAGACGUCCCUGCUCCGAAUAUUGUUGAACUCGACGAAGAGAGUAGCAGCCAACCUACGGACUCUCCAAACAUUCCUUCAACCACUCCUGCGACAGCUAAAGUUUUACCUCGACCUCAGUCUCCUUCAUUUGGGCAACUACGUCCAGUUAAAGUUAUUUCGCGAUUUAAUUCUGAACCUGAUAAAGGCAGAUCAGAAAUAAUCUCAACGCCCUCUUCGUCUCCCGUAUUACCAGAGUCUGAACGUUCAUCGCCUGCUCCCCCAGACACCACCACCACUCGUAAGAGGGUCGUCACUACCACAACAGACGCCCCCAGGCUGCCAUCCUCACAAUUCUCUUUCCCUCCAACUUUUCCACCUCCUCCGAGAAUAGGAAAACGAAUAGUAGAACCUAUUCGUCAUAGUUCUGGUGGAGUUCGUAGAAGUAAGAUGAGUAGAAUUGAUGAUAACAGUGCCAGUAAAGAGCAUCGGAGCUCCGAAGACGAGCUUGAUAAUAGCACAGAAUCCACUCAAGAACGCGAUGAUUGAACAGCCAAAAAUUCCAGAAUCUGCGUCAAGUAGACAUUUUUUUGUUUAAGUGGUAAAUAGCUCGUGAAGUUCAGCCUAACUUCUGAUGAGGCGAGUCCCAUACGCAAGUUGAACUUUGCUUGCCCCCCUUUAGCCACGUUUAUAUUUUGUACAUAGAUAAUUUAGUGUCUCUCGCCUCAAUAUGUGCCUCCUUCUAGAGCUGUGAUAUUCCUAUGUGUUGUUGUGUGUGCUCUCUCUAAUCGACUACCAUGCAGCUGAUCGAAGUAAUAAUCCGUACAUUUCAUGCUAGCUUCCCAUUGUAUAGAUGGUAGUUGCGGACAAUAAAUGCUAGGUUCCCAUUGUAUAGUUGUAUACAUUUCAUGCUAGAUUCCCAUUGUAUAGUUGCGCUAUUUUAUACUUGCGCGCAUAUCAUGCUAGGUUUCCUUUGUAUAGAUGCAGAUAUCUCAUGCUAAGUUGCUAUUGUACAUUUGGCCACGUUUCAUGCUAGGUUCACAUUGUAUAGUUGCGUAUAUUUCAUGCUAGGUUGCCAUUUCAUAGUUGCUGACAUAUCAUGCUAGUUUCCCAUUGUAUAGUUGUGCACAUAUCAUGCUAGCUUCCCAUUGUAUAGUUGUGCACAUUUCAUGCUAGGUUUCCAUUGUAUAGUUGUGCACAUUUCAUGCUAGGUUUCCAUUGUAUAAUUACGGAUAUAUCAUGCUAGGUUGCCAUUGUAAAGUUAUUUGAAUUAUAUAAUUGUCAAA
This is a messenger RNA of Hyalella azteca, 2391 nucleotides long. RefSeq lists its product as uncharacterized. Lineage: Eukaryota; Metazoa; Arthropoda; Malacostraca; Amphipoda; Hyalellidae. The coding region runs from base 41 to 1654 and encodes 537 amino acids. The record is from RefSeq and is a predicted model, not a curated record. The transcript is spliced from 3 exons.